Seminavis robusta is the source of this 3419-nucleotide messenger RNA. The record is from the annotation of a GenBank genome assembly. Lineage: Eukaryota; Bacillariophyta; Bacillariophyceae; Naviculales; Naviculaceae.
CCGGUUGCAUCAGCCACUACCGGUUGCAUCGGCCACUCCGGAGAAAUCUUCUACAGUGAGCUGCCAAAUCAUCGCUCCACUUCCCUCCACUUCACCAGCAGGCAAGCAGCAGUCAAGCAGUCGAAGCCCAAUCGAAGACCCUUGCCUGUGUUGCAUGUUAUUGAUAGUGGAUUGUAUGCAAGAAGCAGGCAUUCUAAAAGUGCAGAAGCAGCACAAGAGCAAUACUACUAGUACGGUAUACCCAAGGUGACUUUAGCUUGGCGCUCUAUUAUCCGUUGUCAAUCGAAAAAGGAGCGUCAGUAGCACCCAGCACGACCGGCGGCACGGGGAAGACUAAAGACCAACAGUGUCCUGAGCCCGCGAGCUUCUGACUGAUACAAUAGCAAGAGCCGUGUACCCUCUACCAGAUAGGAGUAUACCGGUAGCAGAGAUAAGAGAAGGGCUAGUAUCGGUAUACCCUUGGCUUGCUACUACCGGUAGUGUAAGCUAAUGUCCCGUCCAAUCCUUGAAGAGUCCAAGUCUCAAGACGCUACCGCUACGGCUGCUGGCAAGAAGGCAAUUGGAAGCAUCAUCGCAAGUGCGAGUACCAGCACUGAAGCCACAGAGGAGCUCUCCUUGUCUAGUAGUAGCAGCCAUCAUCAUAUCAGCAGUCCACCAGUCUCUGACAGUACCGGUACUUGGACUGGUAGCAGCCACAAGACGAAUUCCGCCAUGGACCUGCAGGAUGUCAAUCUCAACACUCACGCAAACGCAGCUGAUGCUAUGAUAGACAUUGAUCUGUUACCGGAAGACGAGCAUGAAGAAGUAGAGCUUAUGGACGAAGAAGCAGAUCUUAUGGAAGAAAAACCAGAUAGAACUGGAAGUUCUCUGCUCACCAUGGAUACCACACUGGCAGGCAGCUGCCAUGACAAUGAGCACGAAGAGACUGCAAGAAUCAUCACCAUCAAGGAAAAGAGAAUUAGCAAUGCUAGUUUGCUCAGUGAUAGUGAUGAUGACGACGAUGACGAUCAGGAUGACGACAGUGAUUCUAGUAGUCAAGACAAAGAAGACCAAUCCAGCACGGAUGAAAGCAUUCGUAAUCAUUCCUGUCAUGGACUGAUACAAGGCACCGACAGUAAGGACCGGGGACUUUUGGUAAGGGACACGUCUAAUGCUGACAUGAGUCAAACUAGUAACAGCACUUCAGCUACCAAAAACUAUCAAAAUGGCAGCAAUCACAGCACGGCGACGAGUGACCAGCAAAAGACCAAAGGACCUGGAUCUGCCGUAGCAGCACCACCAAGACGUCCACAAAUGGCCAAAUCCAUUUCCAAUCCCCGCUUACAGCUACAAGGACAACUCAGUCCCAACAGAAACCGAAGACCCACAGGCAGCAGCAAUGCAUCGCUCAAAAGCUUCAACAAGAAUGCCUGUGCACCCAAACGGCCCACUCUUCGUCAGGCACCCAAACGGGCAAAAUCGGAAUCCAGACUCAAAAUUGACUUUAGUCAUUCCACCGGAACUGGAACCGCAGACAUGGCCGAUGCCAGCUUGGUCAGCCACAACUCACGUCACACUACCGGGCCUGCCGUCGCAACGGAACUCGUCAAACGAACCACAAGUGACAGGGGAAAACUGGGCGCCAUGUUGGAUAGUCACAACCAUCGAGGAGGAGGGCAUGACGAUGAUCAAUCCGUAUCGACCACCUCGUCCUUUCAAUCGCGGCAUACCUUCAAGCCACCCGAAUCGAUCAGUCCCGAAAGUUUGGGAAAUCUCUCCAAUCUCGAUAUCAGCAUUAUCGAUCACUACUCAGUGGCGGGCAAUCAUGAUGACCACACUGUCACGACCUACUCCAGUCGAUCGACCAACCGAUCCGCCACACACCAACAACAACGACGAUUCCCACCGGGAUUCACUGCCAAUCAUCAUCGUGUUACAUGCCCCAAGAAGGAUGCCAUACCCGAAGAACCCGAACCAGAACAAACGAGCAUGUUUCGCACGUUUUCCAACAAUCUCAGUUUCCUCGGAAACUUCGUCGAACAGAGACAGAAAACAUUCGCCACCAACAUUAACGUUGUUGCCGAACUGGUCACCAAUCAACGGGAAGUCUUGGAUAUUAUCGAUGAAGAUCUGAAUGAAGAUUCCGAAGAAUUGAGAAUGCAGGAAAGGUCGCGGCGGUACACACAAGAAGAACGUUCCUUGGCAACCUACUUGUGGGGUGGUGGAGGUUUUGGCCGAAAGUAAAAAGAAAGAGGGCGAGAGGUGAUCCCACGGAAACAUAUAUCCAAGUGAGGUUUCGUUUCCCCCGUCGUUCGGAGUGCUUUGGAUAAGAUGGAAAUUGGAGGAUUGAAUCAAUCCUCACGAAGGAGAACUCGGCUGUCGACGCGGACACGCAAGAUCGAAGAUGAAAAAAGACUGAAUCUUGUAGUGUUUCGUCUGGGACGACGAGCCGACGUUGGUGCAUCUCAGCAUCCGACACGCACAGUUAGAAGCUACCGCCCGUCACGGAUGGAUCUUGCAAACAAACCAUGACGACAGAUUCGGACCCUUUCUAUAGGUACCUCCAGCGACAAGGAAAGUACAAUUUGGGAAGGAGAUUGGAGCAACAAGACCAACCGUACCAAUAGCAGUGGGCGUUGAAACUGGACGCAGCAAGAAACGCAGGUGUGCGCAUGCUGCCGCCGUCCAUCAGACCGCGAGAGACGCGAAGGAACAGCCGGGCACAUGGGAGGCAACUCUUGCCGGCUUUUUCUUGGGCGUUGAAACCGGAGACAGCCAGAAACGCAGGUGUGCAUAUACCUGCCGCCGUUCAUCAGACCUCGAGAGAGAGACACGAAGGAACAACCGGAUACAUGGGAGGCAACUCUUGCCGGCGUUUCGUGAGACAGCUCAUUCCGUUCGAAGGAGCGAGAAGCGCGAUACGGGUGAUCACGAGAAGCAAAAGCAGAAACGGCGGAUACGUGGGAGAUGACUCCUACCGCCGUUCCGUGAACACACCCAAUAACGCGUUCGGGGAAUAAAAUGUGGAGAUGAUGAAACGGCAAGACAACAAAGCAACGGAGGAAGAAUCAGCGGGAUACCACUACGCGCGACGGUGUCGUGCGUAUUGGACAAAGUUGAUUGGAAACAAAAUGAAUCCCUUCGUGUGUUGUUGUUUUGGCCAGGUCUGUCCCCUGAUACAAUGACUCGAUGGCGGCUUUUCUGCCUAGUGGUUGAGCUGGGCAUUUGAUGGGUGUCAAUACCGUGGGUGGCGUGAAGCGGAGGAGACCUUGCUGCGGAGAGAGUGUGCGGGGAUGCAAUUCAUGACUACAUGAAGAUACAUACCGCUAUUUCAGAUACAUGAUAUACAUCUUAUCAAAAUAUAAAUACGUAGCCUUUCUCUAUAGAAGAUCCAUGUCGGGACGUUCCGGACCCAACUGCCUGCAUGCCCUCUAUGCUGG